ACCGGCAGGAGUGUGGGCUGCUGGGUGGGAACCACAUCGACCUGGGCCCCAGGAAGGAGGCAAAACCCAGCAGCCCCCAACGCACCACCUGUGCCCCUUGCCUGGGAGCUGCCCCCAACCCCUGGUAGACACAGACCCCCAACCCUGCUGCCACCAUGGAUCACUCCUUCAGCGGAGCGCCCCGCUUCCUGACGCGGCCAAAGGCUUUUGUGGUAUCUGUGGGCAAGGAUGCCACGCUGAGCUGCCAGAUCGUGGGUAACCCCACGCCACAUGUGAGCUGGGAGAAGGACCGGCAGCCAGUGGAGGCAGGAGCGCGCUUCCGCCUGGCUCAAGACGGGGACGUGUACCGCCUCACCAUCCUGGAUCUGGCGCUCGGUGACAGCGGGCAGUACGUAUGCCGCGCAAGGAACGCCAUAGGGGAGGCCUUCGCUGCUGUAGGCCUCCGAGUAGACUCCGAGGGCACGUGCGCCGAGCAGGCACCCCACUUUCUGCUGAAACCUACCUCCAUUCGCGUGCGCGAGGGCGCAGACGCUACCUUCCGAUGUCGCGUGGGCGGCUCACCACAACCUGCUGUGAGCUGGUCCAAAGAUGGGCGGCGCCUGGGGGCACCUGACGCCCCCCAUGUGCGCGUGGAAGACCACGGCGAGGCGAGCGCGCUUCGCAUCCGGUCGGCACGGCCUCGCGAUGGUGGCACCUACGAAGUCCUUGCAGAGAACCCUCUGGGUUCCGCCAGCGCUGCCGCCGCGCUCGUGGUGGACUCGGAUGCCGAGGCUGCCGGACCACCUGGAUCCUCCACCGCCUCGCUACUGGCGCAUCUGCAGCAGCGGCGCGAGGCCAUGCGCGCAGAGGGCGUCCCCCCAUCCCCACCUGGUGCCGGCACACGCACCUGCACGGUGACCGAAGGCAAACAUGCGCGCCUCAGCUGCUUUGUGACCGGCGAGCCCAAGCCCGAGACAGUGUGGAAGAAGGAUGGGCAGCUGGUGACCGAGGGCCGGCGACACGUGGUGUAUGAGGAUGAGCAGGAGAACUUUGUCCUUAAGAUCCUUUUCUGCAAGCAGUCGGACCGUGGCCUCUACACCUGCACAGCCUCCAACCUCGUGGGCCAGACCUACAGCUCCGUGCUGGUGGUGGUUAGAGAACCUGCGGUGCCUUUCAAGAAGCGACUGCAGGACCUGGAGGUGAGAGAGAAAGAGUCUGCCACAUUCCAGUGUGAGGUCGCGCAGCCGGCCACCGAGGCGGCGUGGUUUAAGGAGGAGACUCGCCUGUGGGCCAGCGCCAAGUACAGCAUCGAGGAGGAGGGCACCGCGCGCCGGCUGACUGUCCGCGACGUCUCAGCAGACGAUGACGCGGUGUACAUCUGCGAGACCACAGAGGGCAGCCGCACCGUGGCAGAGCUCUCCGUCCAAGGGAACUUGACCAGAAAGCUUCCUCGGAAGACUGUAGUGCGCUCUGGAGACACAGCAAUCUUCUGGGUAGAGCUAGCUGUCCCAGAGGGCCCUGUCCAGUGGCUGCGGAACCAGGAGGAGAUGGUGGCAGGGGGCCGGGUAGCCAUCAGUUCAGAAGGCACGUGCCACACACUGACCAUCUUCCAGUGCACCUUGGAGGACAUGGGUGAGGUGGCCUUUGUGGCUGGUGGCUGCCGGACGACCACCCGGUUCUGUGUAUCAGCACCCAGGAGGCCACCUCUGUACCCCCCUGCUGACCCUGCAGUAAAGGCCAAGACAGAGAGUUCUGUUACCCUCAGCUGGUCCCCCCCACCCCUUGGGGACCGCCCUGUCACCAUUGAUGGUUAUGUGGUGGAGAAAAGGAAGCUCGGUGCUUAUGCCUGGAGCCGCUGUCAUGAAGCUGAAUGGCUGGUCACAACUGAGUUUACCUUCGCUGGUGUGGCUGAGGAGGGGGACUUCCAGUUCCGAGUGUCAGCCAUCAACCACUUUGGCCAGAGUCCUUACCUUGAGUUCCCAGGGACCAUCCACUUGGUCCCCAGGCUGGCUGUGAAGACACCUCUGAAGGCGGUGGAGGCAGUGGAGGGGGGUGAGGUCACCUUCUCUGUGGACCUCACGGUGGCUUCUGAAGGCGAGUGGUUCCUGGAUGGGGAGGCCUUGAAAGCCAGCAGUGUAUACGUAAUCCGCUGUGACCGUACCCGGCAUAUGCUCACCAUCAGAGAGGUGCCUGCCAGACUGCACGGGGCACAGCUCAAGUUUGUGGCUAAUGGCAUUGAAACCAGCAUCCGGAUGGUGGUCCGAGCUCUGGGGCUAGCCAGCAACAAGCUUCCUGCUGUGGCUGCCCAGGAGGUGCUGGCCCGGUUGCACGAAGAGGCACAGCUGCUGGCUGAACUGUCGGACCAGGCUGCGGCUGUGACUUGGCUGAAGGACGGCCAUGAGCUGCCCCUAGGACCCAAGUACGAGAUGCAGGUGUCAGCUGGGAGGCCAGCACUGCUGGUGCGGGAUGUGGCGCAGGAUGACGCUGGCCUCUAUGAGUGUGUCAGUCGCGGGAGCCGCAUUGCCUACCAGUUGUUGGUGCAAGAGGCCAAGGUGGUGUUUGCUAAGGAGCAGCAGACACACAGUGAGGUGAAAUCAGAGGCAGGAGCCAGUGCCACACUGAGCUGCAAAGUGGCCCAGGCCCAGACAGAGGUGACCUGGUUCAAGGACGGGAAGAAGCUGAGCUCCAGCUCGAAGGUUCGAGUGGAGGCGUCUGGCUGUGAGAGGAGGCUGGUGGUGCAGCAGGCGGGCAAGGCGGAUGCUGGGGAGUACAGCUGCGAGGCCGGGGGACAGAAGGUCUCCUUCCGUCUGGACGUCACAGAGCCCAAGCUGGUGUUUGCCAAGGAGCAGCAGACACACAGUGAGGUGAAAUCAGAGGCGGGGGCCAGUGCCACACUGAGCUGCAAAGUGGCCCAGGCCCAGACGGAGGUGACCUGGUUCAAAGACGGGAAGAAGCUGAGCUCCAGCUCGAAGGUUCGAGUGGAGGCGUCUGGCUGUGAGAGGAGGCUGGUGGUGCAGCAGGCAGGCAAGGCGGAUGCUGGGGAGUACAGCUGUGAGGCCGGGGGACAGAAGGUCUCCUUCCGUCUGGACGUCACAGAGCCCAAGCUGGUGUUUGCCAAGGAGCAGCAGACACACAGUGAGGUGAAAUCAGAGGCAGGAGCCAGUGCCACACUGAGCUGCAAAGUGUCCCAGGCCCAGACUGAAGUGACCUGGCUCAAGGACGGGAAGAAGCUGAGCUCCAGCUCGAAGGUUCGAGUGGAGGCGUCUGGAUGUGAGAGGAGGCUGGUGGUGCAGCAGGCGGGCAAGGCAGAUGCUGGGGAGUACAGCUGCGAGGCCGGGGGACAGAAGGUCUCCUUCCGUCUGGACGUCACAGAGCCCAAGCUGGUGUUUGCCAAGGAGCAGCAGACACACAGUGAGGUGAAAUCAGAGGCAGGGGCCAGUGCCACACUGAGCUGCAAAGUGGCCCAGGCCCAGACGGAGGUGACCUGGUUCAAGGACGGGAAGAAGCUGAGCUCCAGCUCAAAGGUUCGAGUGGAGGCCUCUGGCUGUGAGAGGAGGCUGGUGGUGCAGCAGGCGGGCAAGGCAGAUGCUGGGGAGUACAGCUGCGAGGCCGGGGGACAGAAGGUCUCCUUCCGUCUGGAUGUCACAGAGCCCAAGGUGGUGUUUGCCAAGGAGCAGCAGGCACUCAACGAGGUGAAAUCAGAGGCAGGAGCCAGUGCCACACUGAGCUGCAAAGUGGCCCAGGCCCAGACUGAGGUGACCUGGUUCAAGGACGGGAAGAAGCUGAGCUCCAGCUCGAAGGUUCGAGUGGAGGCGUCUGGCUGUGAGAGGAGGCUGGUGGUGCAGCAGGCGGGCAAGGCGGAUGCUGGGGAGUACAGCUGCGAGGCCGGGGGACAGAAGGUCUCCUUCCGUCUGGACAUCACAGAGCCCAAGGUGGUGUUUGCCAAGGAGCAGCAGGCUCGCAGCGAGGUGAAGGCAGAGGCAGGGGCCAGUGCCACACUGAGCUGCAAAGUGGCCCAGGCCCAGACUGAGGUGACCUGGUUCAAGGACGGGAAGAAGCUGAGCUCCAGCUCGAAGGUUCGAGUGGAGGCAUCUGGCUGUGAGAGGAGGCUGGUGGUGCAGCAGGCGGGCAAGGCGGAUGCUGGGGAGUACAGCUGCGAGGCUGGGGGACAGAAGGUCUCCUUCCGUCUGGACGUCACAGAGCCCAAGGUGGUGUUUGCAAAGGAGCAGCAGACACACAGCGAGGUGAAAUCAGAGGCAGGGGCCAGUGCCACACUGAGCUGCAAAGUGGCCCAGGCCCAGACAGAGGUGACCUGGUUCAAGGACGGGAAGAAGCUGAGCUCCAGCUCGAAGGUUCGAGUGGAGGCGUCUGGCUGUGAGAGGAGGCUGGUGGUGCAGCAGGCGGGCAAGGCGGAUGCUGGGGAGUACAGCUGCGAGGCCGGGGGACAGAAGGUCUCCUUCCGUCUGGACGUCACAGAGCCCAAGGUGGUGUUUGCCAAGGAGCAGCAGACACACAGUGAGGUGAAAUCAGAGGCAGGAGCCAGUGCCACACUGAGCUGCAAAGUGGCCCAGGCCCAGACUGAGGUGACCUGGUUCAAGGACGGGAAGAAGCUGAGCUCCAGCUCGAAGGUUCGAGUGGAGGCGUCUGGCUGUGAGAGGAGGCUGGUGGUGCAGCAGGCGGGCAAGGCGGAUGCUGGGGAGUACAGCUGCGAGGCCGGGGGACAGAAGGUCUCCUUCCGUCUGGACAUCACAGAGCCCAAGGUGGUGUUUGCAAAGGAGCAGCAGACACACAGUGAGGUGAAGGCAGAGGCGGGGGCCAGUGCCACACUGAGCUGCAAAGUGGCCCAGGCCCAGACGGAGGUGACCUGGUUCAAGGACGGGAAGAAGCUGAGCUCCAGCUCGAAGGUUCGAGUGGAGGCCUCUGGCUGUGAGAGGAGGCUGGUGGUGCAGCAGGCAGGCAAGGCGGAUGCUGGGGAGUACAGCUGCGAGGCCGGGGGACAGAAGGUCUCCUUCCGUCUGGACGUCACAGAGCCCAAGGUGGUGUUUGCCAAGGAGCAGCAGACACACAGCGAGGUGAAAUCAGAGGCAGGGGCCAGUGCCAUGCUGAGCUGUGAGGUGGCCCAGGCCCAGACAGAGGUGACCUGGUUCAAGGACGGGAAGAAGCUGAGCUCCAGCUCGAAGGUUCGAGUGGAGGCCUCUGGCUGUGAGAGGAGGCUGGUGGUGCAGCAGGCGGGCAAGGCGGAUGCUGGGGAGUACAGCUGCGAGGCCGGGGGACAGAAGGUCUCCUUCCGUCUGGAUGUCACAGAGCCCAAGGUGGUGUUUGCCAAGGAGCAGCAGACACACAGUGAGGUGAAAUCAGAGGCGGGAGCCAGUGCCACACUGAGCUGCAAAGUAGCCCAGGCCCAGACAGAGGUGACCUGGCUCAAGGACGGGAAGAAGCUGAGCUCCAGCUCGAAGGUUCGAGUGGAGGCGUCUGGAUGUGAGAGGAGGCUGGUGGUGCAGCAGACGGGCAAGGCAGAUGCUGGGGAGUACAGCUGCGAGGCCGGGGGACAGAAGGUCUCCUUCCGUCUGGACGUCACAGAGCCCAAGGUGGUGUUUGCCAAGGAGCAGCAGACACACAGUGAGGUGAAAUCAGAGGCAGGAGCCAGUGCCACACUGAGCUGCAAAGUGGCCCAGGCCCAGACAGAGGUGACCUGGUUCAAGGACGGGAAGAAGCUGAGCUCCAGCUCGAAGGUUCGAGUGGAGGCCUCUGGCUGUGAGAGGAGGCUGGUGGUGCAGCAGGCGGGCAAGGCGGAUGCUGGGGAGUACAGCUGCGAGGCCGGGGGACAGAAGGUCUCCUUCCGUCUGGACGUCACAGAGCCCAAGGUGGUGUUUGCCAAGGAGCAGCAGACACACAGUGAGGUGAAAUCAGAGGCAGGAGCCAGUGCCACACUGAGCUGCAAAGUGGCCCAGGCCCAGACUGAGGUGACCUGGUUCAAGGACGGGAAGAAGCUGAGCUCCAGCUCGAAGGUUCGAGUGGAGGCGUCUGGCUGUGAGAGGAGGCUGGUAGUGCAGCAGGCGGGCAAGGCGGAUGCUGGGGAGUACAGCUGCGAGGCCGGGGGACAGAAGGUCUCCUUCCGUCUGGACGUCACAGAGCCCAAGGUGGUGUUUGCCAAGGAGCAGCAGACACACAGUGAGGUGAAAUCAGAGGCAGGAGCCAGUGCCACACUGAGCUGCAAAGUGGCCCAGGCCCAGACAGAGGUGACCUGGUUCAAGGACGGGAAGAAGCUGAGCUCCAGCUCGAAGGUUCGAGUGGAGGCGUCUGGCUGUGAGAGGAGGCUGGUGGUGCAGCAGGCGGGCAAGGUGGAUGCUGGGGAGUACAGCUGCGAGGCCGGGGGACAGAAGGUCUCCUUCCGUCUGGACGUCACAGAGCCCAAGCUGGUGUUUGCCAAGGAGCAGCAGACACACAGCGAGGUGAAAUCAGAGGCAGGGGCCAGAGCCACACUGAGCUGUGAGGUGGCCCAGGCCCAGACGGAGGUGACCUGGUUCAAGGACGGGAAGAAGCUGAGCUCCAGCUCUAAGGUUCGAGUGGAGGCCUCUGGCUGUGAGAGGAGGCUGGUGGUGCAGCAGGCGGGCAAGGCGGAUGCUGGGGAGUACAGCUGCGAGGCCGGGGGACAGAAGGUCUCCUUCCGUCUGGACAUCACAGAACCAGAGCCCGAGUCCCAAGUUCCAGAGAAACCCAGCUGCAGGGAGCCUCUGGUGGUCAAGGAACACGAGAACAUUGUCCUGACUGCCACGCUGGCUGCACACUCCGUGGCUGCUGUGACUUGGCUCAAAGAUGGUGUGGAGAUUCGCCGUAGUAAGCGGCACGAGGCCACCAGCCUGGGUGAUACCCACACCCUUACCGUGAGAGGUGCACAGGUGCUGGACAGUGCCAUCUACAGCUGCCGUGUUGGCAGGGAAGGUCAGGACUUCGUGGUGCAGGUGGAAGAGGUGGCCACCAAGUUCACUAAACCCCUGGAGCCCGUGGAAGGGGAACUGGGUGGCACCGUGAAGCUGGUCUGUGAGCUGAGCCCGGAGCAGGCUGAGGUGGUGUGGCUCUGUGGGAGCACGCAGCUGCGGGAGGGCAAGCGCUUCCGGAUGACGUCUGAAGGGUCUAGGCGCACACUGACCAUGUCCGGCCUCCGAGAGGAUGAUGCAGAGGAGUAUGUGUGUGAGAGUCGUGAUGACCGAACCAGUGCACGGCUCACUGUCAAAGUUCCCCGAGUGGUCAAGUUUACAUCUGGGUUGAGCGCUGUGGUUGCAGAGGAGGGCCAGGAGGCCACCUUUCAGUGUGUCGUGUCCCCCAGCGGGGCAGCAGUCACGUGGUACAAGGAUGGCGCCCAGCUGCUACCCAGUGAGAAGUUUAUCAUGGCACAGAGUGGGGCCACCUGUAGCUUGACCAUCUUGGGAUUGACCCUGGAGGAUGCAGGCCAAGUUACAGCAGAGGCUGAGGGCGCCUCAUCUUCUGCCACCCUCCGGGUCCGAGAGGCACCAGUCCUCUUCAAAAAGAAGCUUGAGCCCCAGACGGUGGAGGAGAAGAGCUCUGUGACGCUGGAGGUGGAGCUGACGCGGCCCUGGCCUGAGGUGAAGUGGACACGGAACGCUGCAGUCCUGGCACCCAGCGAGAAUGUGGAGAUCCACGCGGAGGGAGCUCGGCACCGCCUGGUGCUGCGCAGCGUGGGCUUUGCUGACCGUGGCUUCUUUGGCUGUGAGACACCGGAUGACAAGACCCAGGCCAAGCUCAAUGUAGAAAUGCGGCAGGUCCGGCUGGUUCGAGGUUUGCAGGCUGUGGAGGCUAAGGAACAGGGCACGGCCUCCAUGGAUGUGGAGUUGUCCCAUGCUGAUGUGGAGGGCAGCUGGACCCGCGAUGGCCUGAGACUUCAGCCUGGGCCCACAUGCCAUCUGGCUGUACAAGGCCCUGUCCACAUCCUCACACUCUCAGCACUGAGGCCACAGGACAGCGGGCUAGUGGCCUUCAGGGCUGAGGGCGUGCACACGUCUGCGCAGCUCAUAGUCACUGAGUUGCCGGUGAGCUUCACCCGACUACUACAGGAUGUCAUGGCUACCCAGAAAGAGAAGGUGACCCUGGAGUGUGAGUUGUCACGGCCAGUGGAUGUGCGCUGGCUGAAGGAUGGUGUGGAGCUGCGGGCAGGCAAGACCAUGGGCAUAGUGGCCCAAGGAACCUGCAGGAGUCUCGUUAUUUACCGAUGUGAGAUUGGGGAUCAGGGUGUCUAUGUGUGUGAUGCUUCUGAUGCCCAGACCUCGGCUUCUCUGAAGGUGCAGGGCCGCAAUGUUCAGAUUAUGAAGCCACUGGAGGAUGUGGAGGUGAUGGAGAAAGAGGGUGCCACCUUCUCCUGUGAGGUGUCCCAUGAUGAGGUUCCCGGCCUGUGGUUCCGAGAAGCCAGCAAGCUACGGCCCAGUGACAACGUGCGCAUCCGGCAGGAAGGGAGGACAUACACUCUUAUCUUCCGGAGAGUGCUGGCAGAAGAUGCAGGGGAGAUCAAAUUUGUAGCUGAAAAUGCAGAAUCAAGAGCCCACCUCCGAGUGAAAGAACUGCCCGUGACCCUCCUGCGCCCAUUGCGGGACAAGAUUGCCAUGGAAAAACACCGUGGUGUGCUUGAGUGCCAGGUGUCGCGGGCCAGUGCCCAGGUGCGGUGGUUCAAGGGCCGAGUUGAGCUGCAGCCUGGGCCCAAGUAUGAGGUGGUCAGCGAUGGCCUUUACCGCAAGCUGGUCAUCAAUGACGUGCAGCCUGAGGACGAGGAUACCUACACCUGUGAUGCCGGUGAUGUCAAGACCAGUGCCCAGUUCUUUGUGGAAGAGCAAUCCAUCACUAUUGUGCGAGGCCUGCAGGACAUGACAGUCAUGGAGCCCGCCCCAGCCUGGUUUGAAUGUGAGACCUCCAUCCCCUCCGUGAGGCCACCCAAGUGGCUCCUUGGUAAGACUGUGCUCCAGGCAGGAGCAAAUGUGGGCCUGGAACAAGACGGUACUGUGCACCGGCUGACGCUACACAAGACCUACUCCACCAUGACCGGCACCGUGCACUUCACCAUCGGCAAGUCCCGCUCCUCUGCCCAGCUCGUUGUCUCAGACAUUCCUGUGGUAUUGACGCGGCCCCUGGAACCCAAAGCAGGGCGUGAGCUGCAGUCGGUAGUCCUGUCUUGUGACUUCAGGCCGGCCCCCAAGGCUGUUCAGUGGUACAAGGAGGACACACCUCUGGCCCCGUCAGAAAAGUUCAAGAUGGUGCUGGAGGGCCAGAUGGCAGAGCUGCGCAUACUCCGUCUCACUCCAACCGAUGCUGGGGUCUAUCGGUGCCAGGCGGGCAGUGCCCAGAGCAGUGCCGAGGUUACUGUGGAAGCUCGGGAGGUGACAGUGACUCAGCCACCGCAGGAUGCUGAAGCCAUGGAGGAAGGCCGGGUCUGCUUCUCCUGUGAGCUGUCCCAUAAGGACGAGGACAUCGAAUGGUCACUCAAUGGGGUGCCCCUGUACAAUGACAGCUUCCACGAGAUCAGCCAUGAGGGCCGUCUCCACACACUGGUGCUGAAGAGUGUCCGGCAGGCUGACACAGGCACCGUUCGUGCCACCUCCCCCAAGGUGUCAGUUUCUGCCCGGCUAGUGGUCAGAGCAAAGCCGGUGGUGUUCCUGAAAGCACUGGAUGACACAUCUGCAGAAGAGCGUGGCACGCUGACCCUGCAAUGCGAAGUCUCAGACCCUGAGGCACGUGUGGUUUGGCGCAAAGAUGGCGUGGAGCUGGGCCCCAGUGACAAGUAUGACUUUGUACAUAAGGCAGGCACGCGGGGCCUCACGGUACAUGAGCUGAGCCAUGAGGAUGCUGGAUUGUACACCUGCCACGUGGGCAGUGAGGAGACCCGGUCCAGGGUCAGUGUGCAUGAUCUGCACGUGGGCAUCACCAAGAGGUUAAAGACAGUGGAGGUGCUGGAGGGAGAGAGCUGCAGCUUUGAGUGUGUCUUGUCCCACGAGAGUGACAGUGACCUAGCAGUGUGGACAGUCGGCGGGAAGACAGUGGGUAGUUCUGGCCAUUUUCGGGCCACUCGCCAGGGCCGCAAAUACAUUCUGACAGUCAAAGAUGCUGCGCUCAGCGAUGCAGGGGAGGUGGUCUUCUCAGUAAUGGGGCUCACAUCCAAGGCCUCGCUCAUCAUCAGAGAGAGGCCAGUGGAGAUCACAAAGCCCUUGGAGGAUCAGCGGACAACGCUUGGGGAACACGUGACACUAAGCUGUGAGCUGUCGAGGGCCGGCACCUCCGUGCGCUGGCUGAAAGAUGGGAAGGCCAUCCGCAAGAGUCAGAAGUACGACCUGCUCAGCGAAGGCACCCGGGCUGUGCUGGUUGUCCGAAAGGCCUCACUCAAGGAUUCUGGAGAGUACACUUGUGAAACAGAAGCUUCCAAAAGCACUGCCAAGAUCCUCGUGGAAGAAAAGGCAAACCGCUUCACGGAGGAGCUGGCUGACCUGCAGGUGGAAGAGAAGGGCACGGCUGUGUUCACGUGCAAGACAGAGCACCCAGCAUCUGUCGUGACAUGGCGCAAGGGCCUCCUGGAGCUGCGUGCCUCAGGGAAGCAUGCCCCCAGCCAGGAUGGCUUGACCCUGAAGCUCACCAUCAAUGCCCUGGAGAGGACAGACAGUGACACCUACAGCUGUGACAUUGGCCAAGCCCGGACCCAGGCCCGGCUGCUCGUCCACGGCCAGAAAGUGCGCAUUACUGAGGACCUAGAGGAUACAGCCGUGCAGGAGGGCUCUUCUGCCAAGUUCUGCUGCCGUAUCUCCCCUGCUGACUACAGCCCUGUGCACUGGUUCCUGGAUAAGACCCCCUUGCACAGCAAUGAGUUGAAUGAGAUCACUGUCCAGCCUGGAGGCUACCAUGUGCUCACUCUGCGACAGCUGGCACUCAAGGACUCAGGCACUGUCUACUUUGAGGCGGGUGAUCAGCGGACCUCGGCUGCCCUGCGGGUGACUGAGAAGCCAAGCAUCUUCUCUCAGCCACUCACCGAUGUUACAGUCACAGAAGGCGAGGACUUAACUCUUGUCUGUGAAACCACCACUUCGGAUAGCGCUGUACGCUGGACCAAAGAUGGGAAGACGCUGAGGCCAUCUGCACGAUGCCAGCUGAGCUAUGAAGGCUGUCGGGCCCAGCUGGUCAUCAUUGGUACUACCCUACAAGAUGGUGGCCGAUACAAGUGCGAGGCUGCCGGAACUUCCAGCAGCUCCAUCGUCAGGGUCCAUGCUCGGCCAGUGCGGUUCAGGGAGUCCCUGAAGGAUGUGGAGGUGCCAGAGGGCAGGGCUGCCACUCUCCGCUGUGCGCUGUCAUCCGUGGCCGCACCUGUGGAGUGGCGUCAUGGAGAAGACAUCCUGAAGUCCAGCAGCAAGUAUAGCCUACGCCAAGAGGGUGCUGUGUUGGAGCUGGUCAUCCGAGACCUACAGCCCCAGGACAGUGGACAAUAUUCAUGCUCCUUCGGGGACCAGACAACCUCAGCCACACUCACAGUGAAAGCCAUGUCUGCCCAGUUCGUAGGAAAACUGAGAAACAAGGAGGCCACAGAAGGGACCAUGGCCACACUGCGGUGUGAGCUGACCAAAGAGGCCCCCGUGGAAUGGAGGAAGGGAACAGAGACCCUGAGAAAUGGGGACAAAUACAGCCUGAAGCAGGAUGGAGCUGUCUGUGAACUGCAGAUUUGUAGCCUGGUUGUGGCAGAUGCAGGGGAAUACUUGUGUGUUUGUGGACAGGAGAGGACUUCAGCCACGCUGACUGUCAAGGCUCUGCCUGCCCACUUCAUCGGAAGGCUCAGAAGCAAGGAGGCCACAGAAGGAGACAUGACCAUACUGAGGUGUGAGCUGAGCAAGGCUGCCCCCGUGGAGUGGAGGAAAGGAACAGAGACCCUGAGAGAUGGGGACAGAUACACCCUGAAACAGGACGGGGCUGUGUGCGAGCUGCAGAUCCACAGCCUGGCUACAUCAGACGCUGGGGAGUACUUGUGCAUAUGUGGGCAGGAAAAGACCUCAGCCACACUGGCCAUCAGGGCCCUUCCAGCUAAGUUCAUAGAAGGCCUGAAGAAUGAAGAAGCCAUAGAAGGAACCAUGGCCACACUGAGGUGUGAACUGAGCAAGGAAGUUUCUGUGACAUGGAAGAAAGGAACAAAGACCUUGCAGGAUGGAGACAGAUACACCCCGAGGCAGGAUGGAGCUGUGUGUAGGCUGCAGAUCCAUGGCCUGACCAUGGCGGAUGCCGGAGAGUACUCAUGCGUGUGUGGUCAGGAGAAGACUUCAGCUACACUGACUGUCAGGGGCCUUCCUGUCAAAUUUAUAGAAGACUUGAGAAGCCAAGAAGCCACAGAAGGGGCAACAGCAAUAUUAAGAUGUGAACUGAGCAAGGCCUCCCCUGUGGAGUGGAGGAAGGGGUCCGAGACCCUGAGAGCUGGGGACAGAUACAGUUUGAGGCAGGAUGGAGCUGUGUGUGAACUGCAGAUCCGUGGCCUGGCCGUGGUGGAUACCGGGGAGUACUCAUGUGUAUGCGGGCAGGAGAAGACCUCAGCCACACUGACUAUUAGUGCCAUGCCCACCAAGUUCACAGAAUAUCUGAGGAAUGAAGAGGCCACAGAAGGCACCAUGGUCACUCUGAGGUGCCAGAUGAGCAAGGCUGCCCCAGUGGAGUGGAGGAAGGGAGAAAAGCCCCUCAAAGAUGGAGACAGAUACAUCCUGAGGCAGCACGGAGCCACGUGUGAGCUGCAGAUCCGUGGCCUGGCUGUGGAAGAUGCUGGAGAGUACUCAUGCAUGUGUGGGCAGGAACAGACCUCAGCCACACUGAGUGUCAAGGCCCUGCCUACCAGAUUCGUAGAAGAUUUGAGAAGCCAGGAUGCCAUGGAAGGCACCAUGGUCACUCUGAGGUGCCAGAUGAGCAAGGCCGCCCCAGUGGAGUGGAGGAAGGGAGAAAAGCCCCUCAAAGAUGGAGACAGAUACAUCCUGAGGCAGCACGGAGCCACGUGUGAGCUGCAGAUCCGUGGCCUGGCUGUGGAAGAUGCCGGGGAGUACUCGUGCGUGUGUGGGCAGGAGCAGACCUCAGCCACACUGAGUGUCAAGGCCCUGCCAGCCAGAUUCAUAGAAGACUUGAAAAGCCAAGAGGCCAUGGAAGGCUCCAUGGUCACUCUGAGGUGCCAGAUGAGCAAGGCCGCCCCUGUGGAAUGGAGGAAGGGAUCUGAGAUCCUGAGAGAUGGGGACAGAUACAACCUGAGGCAAGAUGGGGCCUUGUGUGAGCUUCAGAUCCGUGACCUGGCUGUGGAAGAUGCCGGGGAGUACUCAUGCGUGUGUGGGCAGGAGAAGACCUCAGCCGUGCUGACUGUAGAUGCUCUACCCACCAAGUUCACAGAGGGUCUGAAGAAUGAAGAGGCCAUAGAAGGGACCAUGGUGACUCUGAGGUGCCAGCUGAGCAAAGAAGCCCAAGUGGAGUGGAGGAAGGGAACAAAGAUCCUCAGAGAUGGAGACAGAUAUAGUCUGAGACAGAGCCAGGCUGUGUGUGAGCUGCAGAUCCGUGGCCUGGCUGUGGAAGAUGCCGGGGAGUACUCGUGCAUAUGUGGGCAGGAGCAGACCUCAGCCACACUGAGUGUCAAGGCCCUGCCCGCCAGAUUCAUAGAAGAUUUGAGAAGCCAGGAGGCCAUGGAAGGCUCCAUGGUCACUCUGAGGUGCCAGAUGAGCAAGGCCACCCCUGUGGAGUGGAGGAAGGGAUCUGAGAUCCUGAGAGAUGGGGACAGAUACAACCUGAGGCAGCACGGAGCCAUGUGUGAGCUUCAGAUCCGUUGCCUGGCUGUGGAAGAUGCCGGGGAGUACUCGUGCGUGUGUGGGCAGGAGCAGACCUCAGCCACACUGAGUGUCAAGGCCCUGCCAGCCAGGUUCAUAGAAGGCUUGAGAAGCCAAGAGGCCACGAAAGGUACAACAGCCACAAUGCGUUGUGAGCUAAGCAAGAAGGCCUCUGUGGUGUGGAGGAAGGGGUCUGAGAUCCUGAGAGAUGGGGACAGAUACAGCCUGAGGCAGGAUGGGGCCACGUGUGAGCUGCAGAUCCGUGACCUGACUGUGGGAGAUGCUGGAGAGUACUCAUGCAUGUGUGGGCAGGAGAGGACUUCAGCCACACUGAGCAUCACGGCCCCACAGGUAGUGUUCCAGAAACCACUGCAGAACCUGCAAGUAGAAGAAGGUUCCAUGGCCAGCCUGCAGUGCGAGCUGUCAACUCCCAAUGCUGCUGUGGUCUGGAGCAAGGGUGGCCUGGAGCUGCAGGCCGAUGCGCGCCGAGAGUCACGGCAGCAGGGGUGUGUGGCGGAGCUGCUGCUUAGAGAUGUGCGCCGUGAGGAUGCGGGCGAGUACAGCUGUGCCUGUGGCUCUCAGAGCACAAGCGCCACACUCAUGGUUACAGCUGCUCCCGUGCGCUUCCUCAGGGAGCUGCAGGCCCAGGAAGUGGAUGAGGGGACCACUGCACAGCUGCGUUGUGAACUGAGCGGGGUGCCUGCGAGUGUGGAGUGGCGCAAGGGCUCCCUGCAGCUUUUCCCCUGUGCCAAGUAUCAGAUGGUGCAGGAGGGCACAUCUGCUGCACUGCUGGUCCACGAGGCGGAGCAGGAGGAUGCGGGGGAAUACACCUGCGAUGCAGGCCACACACAGAGCGUGGCCAGGCUCUCAGUCCGAGCCCCCAAGCCCAAGUUCAAGACUGGCCUCCAGAGCACAGAGCAGGAAGCAGGUGGCAAGGCCCGGCUGUGUUGUCAACUGAACGAGGCUGAGCCAGGGGCUCCAGUGCAGUGGCUCAAGGAGGGUGUGGAGCUGCGUGCCGGCCCCAAGUACGAGAUGCGGUGCCAAGGGGCCACGUGUGAGCUGCUGAUCCACGGGCUGGAGGCCAAGGACACCGGUGAAUAUGCCUGUGUGGUGGGUGGCCAGAAAACCUUGGCCUCUCUCAGAGUCACAGAGCCUGAGGUGACCAUUGUGCGGGGACUGGUUGACAUGGAGGUGCAGGCUGACGAGGAUGUGGAAUUUACUUGUGAGGUGUCGCAGGCAGGAGCCACAAACGUGCAGUGGCGUCUCCAAGGUCUGCCACUGCAGAGCAACGAAGUGACAGAAGUGACUGUUCUUGGAGAUGGCCGUACCCACAUGCUGCAACUGAAGGGUGUGACACUGGAGGAUGCUGGCACUGUCUCCUUCCAUGUGGGCAGCCAUUCAUCUUCUGCUCAGCUCACAGUCCGAGUCCCUGAGGUGACCAUUCUGGAGCCCCUGAAGGAUGUGCAGCUCAGCGAGGGUCAGGAUGCUCACUUCCAGUGCCGACUGUCCAGGGCCUUGGGCCAGGAGGCCCGCUGGGCUUUGGGAGGGGUUCCCUUGCAGUCCAAUGAGAUGAACGACAUCACCGUGGAGCAGGGCACGCUCUACCUGCUCACUCUGCAUAAGGUGACCCUGGAAGAUACUGGAACUAUCACUCUUCAAGUGGGCUCAUGCUCUUCAGAAGCCCAGCUGAAGGUCACAGCCAAGAACACAGUGGUGCGUGGCUUGGAGAACGUGGAUGCACUGGAGGGCGGCGAAGCUCUGUUCGAGUGCCAGCUGUCCCAGCCCGAGGUGGCUGCCCACACCUGGCUGUUGGACGAUGAGCCUGUGCACACCUCAGAAAAUGUGGAGGUGGUCUACUUCGAGAAUGGGCUGCGGCACUUGCUGUUGCUCAAAAACCUGAAGCUACAGGACAGCUGCAGAGUGACCUUCCUGGCAGGGGAUGUGGUCACAUCUGCAUUCCUCACCGUGAGAGGCUGGCGCUUGGAGGUCCUAGAGCCCCCACAAGAUGCAUCUGUGAGAGCUGGUAUGCAGGCCUCCUUCACGUGUACGCUAAGUGAGGCGGUGCCUGUGGGCGAGGCUACCUGGUACAUCAACGGGGCUGCCAUCCAGCCUGAUGAUGCUGACUGGACAGUCACUGCAGAUGGAAGUCACCAUGCCCUGAUGCUGAACAGUGCCCAGCCCCAACACACGGGAGAGGUCACAUUUGCAGCACGUGAUGCCGUGGCCUCUGCACGCCUCUCUGUGUUGGCCCUCCCCGAUCCCCCUGAAGAUGCUGAGGUGGUGGGUCGUAGUGGCCAUUCGGUGACCCUAUCCUGGGUGGCUCCCAUGAGCGAUGGUGGCGGUGGUCUAUGUGGUUAUCGUGUGGAGAUGAAGGAGGCAUCCACAGGCCAGUGGCAGUUGUGCCAUGAGCUAGUACCUGGGCCAGAGUGUGUGGUAGACGGCCUGGUCCCCGGGGAAACCUACCGCUUCCGAGUGGCUGCUGUGGGUCCAGCAGGUGCUGGGGAGCCUGUACAUCUUCCCCAGAUGGUCAAGCUAGCAGAGCCAACAGAACCUGUACCAGCCCCAACCCCAGCCCCAGUCCCAGCCAAAGCCCCAACACCAGCCCCAGCCAAAGCUGCAACCCCAGCCCCAGCCCCAGCUCCAGCCCCAGUCCCGGCCCCAGUCCUGGCCCUGGAGACACGGCAGGCGGUAGUUGGUGAGGAUGUGUGUCUGGAGCUGGAAGUGGCAGCUGAGGCUGGUGAGGUUGUCUGGCACAAGGGAACAGAGCGCAUCCAGUCCAGUGGACACUUUGAGAUCCUCUCUCAGGGACAGCGUCAGAUGCUGGUGAUCAAGGGCUUUAGGACGGAAGACCAAGGGGAGUACCACUGUUGUCCCACCCGGGGCCCGCCCUCCUCAGGGGCUGCCACCUUUAAUGUGAUCAUGACCUCAGGCUCUGGGGAUGAGGUCCCCACACAGCCCAGCCUGCCCCCUGAGGCAGCCCAGGAGGGUGACCUGCAUCUGCUUUGGGAGGCCCUUGCCCGGAAGCGCCGCAUGAGUCGGGAGCCCACACUGGACUCCAUCAGUGAGCUGCCUGAGGAAGACAGCCGUGUGCAGCAUCUGCGGCAGGAGGCCGAAGAGACAGCCCCUGACCUCUCUGAGGGCUACUCUACAGCUGACGAGCUAGCACGCACAGGAGAGGCUGACCUCUCACACACCAGCUCUGAUGAUGAGUCCCGGGCUGGCACCCCUUCCCUAGUUACCUACCUCAAGAAAGCUGGGGGUCCUGGGAUCUCACCCCUGGCCAGCAAGCUUGGGGCCCAGGUGGCCACCUCUGUGAAGCCACAGGAGCAGCAGGAACGAGCAUUGCCGGGAGACUUGAGUGCAGCCGACUUGAAGGAUCCCUCCCUGGACAAGGCAGCUGUGAAGAUCCAGGCUGCCUUUAAGGGCUACAAAGUACGGAAGGAGAUAAAGCAGCAAGAAGGACCUGUGUUCUCCCGGACAUUUGGGGACACAGAGGCACAGACUGGGGAUGUGCUGCGGCUGGAGUGUGUGGUAGCCAGCAAGGCUGAUAUUCGGGCCUGUUGGCUGAAGGAUGGCAUAGAGUUGACAGAUGGGCGACACUACCACAUAGACCAGCUCAAGGAUGGUACCUGCUCUCUGCUGGUCACUGGCCUGGGCCCCACCGACACUGGCCGUUACACCUGUCAGGUGAGCACCAAGUUCGGCCGUGCGAGCCACAGUGCCUGUGUGGUGGUCAGUGGAACAGAGAGUGAGGCUGAGAGCUCCUCGGGAGGUGAGCUGGAUGACGCCUUCCGGCGGGCUGCACGACGCCUGCACCGGCUCUUCCGUACCAAGAGCCCAGCUGAGCUUUCAGAGGAGGAACUCUUCCUCAGUGCUGAUGAAGGCCCUGCACAGCCAGAGGAGCCUGCAGACUGGCAGACAUACAGAGAGGAUGAAAACUUUGUGUGCAUCCGUUUUGAGGCACUUGAAGAGGCCCGUCGGGCAGUCACCUGCUUCCGUGACAUGUUUGCCACCAUGGGCAUUGGGGUGGAGAUCAGCCUGGGGGAGCAAGGACCCCGGGGAGUGGAGAUGCGCAUUGGCAAGGUGGCUCCCACUGCCACCCCUGCGGUGCCACUAGCAAAGACACCUCGCCUGCAGACUUCAGAUGCUGCCCCAGUGUUCCUGACUCAGCUGCAGAACCAAGAAGUGCAGGACGGAUACCCCAUGAGCUUCAACUGUGUGGUAACAGGCCAGCCUGUGCCCAGCGUGCGCUGGUUCAAGGACGGGAAGUUGCUGGAGGAAGAUGACCACUACAUGAUCAACGAGGACCAACAGGGCGGUCACCAGCUCAUCAUCACGGCUGUGGUGCCAGCAGACAUGGGUGUCUACCGCUGCCUGGCAGAGAAUAGCAUGGGAGUUUCCUCCACCAAGGCUGAGCUUCGUGUGGAGCUGACCAGCACAGACUAUGACACCGCAGCAGAUGCUACUGAGACCUCAUCAUACUUCAGCGCCCAGGGAUACCUGUCCAGCCGGGAGCAAGAGGGAACCGAAUCAGAUGAGGGGCAGCUUCCCCAGGUGCUGGAGGAGCUGAAAGACCUCCAAGUGGUCCCUGGCACACGCCUGGCCAAAUUCCAGCUCAAGGUGAAAGGCUAUCCGGCCCCCAAACUGUACUGGUUCAAAGACGGCCAGCCCCUGACCACAUCUGCCCACAUCCGCAUGACUGACAAAAAGACCCUGCAUACCCUGGAGAUUGUCUCAGUCACCUUGGAGGACAGCGGCCAGUAUGCGGCCUACAUCAGCAAUGCCGUAGGUGCUGCCUACUCAUCAGCCCGGCUACUGGUCCGAGGUCCCAGCGAACCAGAAGAGAAGCCAGGAUCAGAUGUGCAUGAGCGGCUGGUGCCACCCCGGAUCCUGGAGAAGUUCACCCCCAAGAAAGUGAAGAAGGGCUCCAGCAUCACCUUUUCAGUGAAGGUGGAGGGACACCCGGCCCCCACUGUGCAUUGGCUCAAGGAGGAGGCAGAGAAAGGAGUGCUGUGGAUUGGCCCUGAUACCCCUGGCUACACCAUGGCCAGCUCUGGCAAGCAGCAUAGCCUGGUCCUGCUGGACGUGGGCCGACAGCAUCAGGGCACCUACACAUGCAUCACCACCAAUGCUGCUGGGCAGGCGCUCUGCUCUGCCAGUCUGCAUGUCUCAGGCUUGGCCAAAGAGGACGAGCAGGAGAGAGUGAAGGAGGCCCUCAUUUCUUCCUUCUUGCAAGGGACAAGCCAAACUGUCUCAGCCCAGAUGAUAGAAUCUGCAGGUUUUGCUGGUCUUGCUGGACAAGUGAAAGGGGAGUCCCUGGUGGGUGAAGAGGCCCACGGUCACCUGUCCCUCGCUGAGGUGGGCACAGAAGAGUUCCUGCAGAAACUCACCUCACAGAUCACCGAGAUGGUAUCAGCCAAGAUCUCACAGGCCAAGCUCCAGGUGCCUGGAGGUGACAGCGAUGAGGAGUCCAAGACGCCAUCUGCUUCUCCUCGACAUGGCCGGUCUCGCCCUUCCUCCAGCGUUCAAGAAUCCUCUUCAGAGUCAGAGGACGGGGACUCCCGUGGUGAGAUCUUUGACAUCUAUGUGGUCACAGCUGACUAUCUCCCCCUGGGGGCUGAGCAGGAUGCUAUCAUUCUGAGAGAAGGCCAGUAUGUGGAGGUCCUUGAUUCAGCCCAUCCCCUGCGCUGGCUUGUACGUACCAAGCCCACCAAAUCCAGCCCUUCCAGGCAGGGCUGGGUGUCACCUGCCUACCUGGACAAGAGGCUCAAGCUGUCUCCUGAGUGGGGGCCCACUGAGGCCCCUGAGUUUCCUGGGGAGGCUGUGUCUGAGGAUGAGUAUAGAAUGAGGCUGAGCUCUGUCAUCCAGGAGUUGCUGAGUUCAGAGCAGGCCUUUGUGGGUGAGCUGAAGUUCUUGGAGAGCCACCACAUGAAGCACCUGGACCGAUCUCCCCAUGUGCCUACAGCUGUGGCCAGCCAGAAGACAGUCAUCUUUCGUAAUGUGCAGGACAUCAGCCAUUUCCACAGCAGCUUCUUGAAGGAGCUGCAGUCCUGUGACACUGAUGAUGAUGUGGCCAUGUGCUUCAUCAAGAACCAGGAGGCCUUUGAGAAGUACCUUGAGUUCCUGGUGGGCCGUGUGCAAGCUGAGUCAGUGGUUGUCAGCACCCCAGUCCAGGAGUUCUACAAGAAAUAUACAGAAGAGACACUGUCAGCCAAGGACCCCACGCAGCCACCCCCACCUCCGCUUCAGCACUACCUGGAGCAGCCAGUGGAGCGGGUGCAGAAAUACCAGGCCUUGCUGAAGGAGCUAAUCCGCAACAAAGCCCGCAACCGGCAGAACUGCGCGCUGCUGGAGCAGGCCUACGCCGUGGUGUCUGCCCUGCCUCAGAGGGCUGAGAAUAAGCUGCAUGUUUCACUCAUGGAGAACUACCCAGGAACCCUGGAGGCUCUGGGAGAACCGAUCCGUCAGGGCCACUUCAUAGUGUGGGAGGGAGCACCAGGGGCCCGGAUGCCUUGGAAGGGCCACAACCGGCAUGUCUUCCUCUUCCGAAACCAUCUGGUGAUCUGCAAGCCCCGGAGAGACUCUCGAACUGACACCUUCAGCUAUGUGUUCCGGAACAUGAUGAAGCUGAGUAGCAUCGACCUGAAUGACCAGGUAGAGGGGGAUGACCGUGCCUUUGAGGUGUGGCAUGAGCGGGAGGACUCGGUGCGCAAGUACCUGCUCCAGGCGCGGACAGUCAUCAUCAAAAACUCAUGGGUGAAGGAGAUCUGUGGCAUCCAGCAGCGUCUGGCCCAGCCUGUAUGGCGUCCCCCUGAUUUUGAAGAGGAGCUGGCUGACUGCACCGCUGAGCUGGGUGAAACAGUCAAGCUGGCAUGCCGAGUGACUGGCACACCUAAGCCUGUUGUCAGCUGGUAUAAAGAUGGGAAGCCAGUGGAGGUGGACCCACACCACAUCCUCAUUGAAGACCCUGAUGGCUCCUGUACCCUCAUCUUGGACAACCUGACUGGUAUAGACUCUGGCCAGUACAUGUGUUUUGCAGCCAGUGCUGCUGGCAAUGCCAGUACCUUGGGGAAGAUUCUAGUACAAGUGCCCCCACGAUUUGUCAGCAAGGUCCGGGCCACCCCCUUUGUGGAGGGGGAAGAUGCACAAAUCAGCUGCACUGUGGAAGGCGCCCCGUACCCUCAGAUCAGGUGGUACAAGGAUGGUGCCCUGCUAACCCUGGGCAACAAGUACCGGAUGCUGAAUGAGCCCCGCAGUGGUGUGCUGGUGUUGGUGAUCCGGGCAGCCAGCAAGGAGGACCUGGGACACUAUGAGUGUGAGUUGGUGAACCGGUUAGGCUCAACACGUGGUGGUGGAGAAUUGUACAUGCAGAGCCCUGCACUGCGUGCCCGGGACCAGCACCACCGGGAACAGCUUGUGGCUGCUGUGGAAGGAGCCCCAUCCAUGCAGGUCACUAUUGAGGAUGUACAAGUACAAGUAGGUGGCAUGGCACAGUUUGAUGCUGUCAUUGAAGGCAACCCACCACCCACAGUGACCUGGUACAAGGACAGCACCCAGCUGAUGAACAGUGACAGGCUGAGCCAGCGACAGGAUGGCACUACAUAUUCCUUGGUGUUGACUGACGUGGCUUUACGUGAUGCUGGAGUCUACACAUGCCUUGCCCAUAAUGCAGGUGGACAAGUGCUCUGCAAGGCAGAGCUGCUGGUCCAUGGGGGGGACAAACCAGACUCAGAAAAUCAAGUAUAUCGGAGAAAACUGCAUUCCUUCUAUGAAGUCCAAGAAGAGAUCGGGAGGGGUGUGUUCAGUUUUGUGAAAAGAGUUCAGCACAAAGGAAAUAAAAUGUUCUGUGCUGCCAAGUUCAUCCCCCUGCGAAGCAAAACUCGAGCCCAGGCAUACCAGGAACGAGACAUCCUGGCUACACUCAGCCACCCGCUGGUAACUGGACUCCUGGACCAAUUUGAGACCCGGAAGACGCUCAUCCUUAUCUUGGAACUGUGCUCAUCUGAGGAGCUGCUGGAUCGCCUCUUCAAGAAGGGUGUAGUGACUGAAGCUGAGGUCAAGGUCUAUAUCCAGCAGCUAGUGGAAGGCCUGCACUAUUUGCACAGCCACAGUGUCCUCCACCUGGACAUAAAGCCCCCCAAUAUCCUGAUGGUGCACCCAGCUCGGGAAGACAUUAAGAUCUGUGACUUUGGCUUUGCCCAAAAAAUCACCCCUUCAGAGCCACAGUACAGCAAGUACGGCUCGCCCGAGUUUGUGUCUCCAGAGAUCAUUGAGCAGAGUCCUGUGAGCGAGGGCUCAGACAUCUGGGCCAUGGGCGUCAUCUCCUACCUCAGCCUAACCUGCUCAUCCCCCUUUGCUGGAGAGAGUGACCGUGCCACACUGCUGAAUGUUUUGGAGGGCCGGGUAUCUUGGAGCAGUCCCAUGGCUGCCCAUCUGAGUGAGGAUGCCAAGGACUUUAUCAAGGCCACACUGCAGAAGACCCCCAGGGCCCGGCCUAGUACUUCCCAGUGCCUUGCCCACCCCUGGUUCCUGAAAUCCAUGCCUGCUGAGGAGGCUCACUUCAUCAACACCAAGCAGCUCAAGUUCCUUCUUGCUCGAAGUCGCUGGCAGCGCUCCUUGAUGAGCUACAAGUCUAUCCUGGUGAUGCGCUCCAUCCCUGAGCUGCUCCAGGGCCCUCCAGACAGUCCCUCCCUAGGAGUGGCCCGGCACCUACGAGGGGAAGCCAGUGCGUCCUCUAGCUCAUCAUCUUCCUCGGACAAUGAGCUUGCCCCAUUUGCCAGGGCUAAGUCACUGCCACCUUCCCCUGUGACUCACUCCCCGCUGUUGCAUCCUCGGGGCUUUCUGCGGCCUUCAGCCAGUCUCCCAGAAGAGACAGAGGUCAGCGUGCCCACUGCUGGUGCAGCCCUGCCAGCAUCCCCCCAGGAUGCUGGGCCUCCAGCAAGUCCAGGUUGUGUGCCCCGGCACAGUGUCAUCAGCAGCUUGUUCUACCAGCAAGCUGGUGAGGGUUCAGAGCGCGGGAGCAGACCCUCGGGUGCCAAGAGGCACCCAGCUCGGAGGCGGCACCUGCUAAAGGGCGGGUACAUUGCAAGGGCCCUACCAGGUCUUCGAGAACCACUGAUGGAGCACAGUGUGUUGGAGGAGGAAGCUGCUAGGGAGGAGCAGGCCGCUCUGAUGUCCAAGACACUGUCCUUUGAGACUGCCCUGAGACUACCUAGCUCCAGUGCCCGGGAGGUCCCAGGCCGAAGCCGCUCCCUGGACCACAACCCACCAGACACCACUGGCCCCUCUCCUGAGGAAUGCAAGGGACAGUACCUAUUCCCAUCCUCCCCAGAGGUGACUCAUGAAACCACUGCCAAAGAUAUGGGGCACUCAAAGGGGUUCUUAGAGGAGUCUGCCCCCUGUUCAUCUACGAGUGGUGACUCGAGGCCUGCUAAGCAUGAGGGAUCAUCCCAGGACAGCUGUAGAGAGAAAGUAUCCCCUUCCUGUCACUCUGACCUUGGUCCUGGCUCCCAGGAGGGCUGUGGCUCCCCAUCAUCGCUUGGCUCUUUACCCCCCCAGUCACUGAAGAAGGACCCCUCCUCACCCUGUAGCCCCUUCCUCUCGGGACAGCCUCAGGCAGCCCCAUUCCCUACCCAAGCAAGCCCCCUUCCUGGUUCUAAGAAGGAGCCUCAGGAUAGCGCUCUACAUGGAAGGCCCUGCCCCGGUCCCUCCAGUUCCCUCGGGCCAGCCUCCCAAGUAGGUGCCUCCCCGGAUACUGAAGGCUUGUCUGAAGCCGGAGACACAUUUGACCUCACACCUCCUCUGCUGCGCCCUCAGGAGCAGGCCACCACCCGGAAGUUCUCUCUGGAAUCCCGUGGGGGCUAUGCAGGGGUUGCAGGCUAUGGUACCUUCGCCUUUGGCGGGGAUGCAGGGGGCAUGCUAGGGCAGGGUCCUCUUUGGGCCAGGAUGGCCUGGGCUGUGUCCCAGUCCUCAGAAGAACAGGAUGAACCUGGGACUGAGAGCUCUCAACCUCUAGACAGCUCAGGGCCCACUGCUGAGGCCAGUGGGGCUCCCCUACGGACCUCUCCGAGCUUAUCCCCGUGGAAGGAAGCCGAGCAGGUUUCCCUGGUACAGAUCCGGGAUCUGUCUGGUGACGCAGAAGCAGCUGACACAAUCUCCUUGGACAUUUCUGAGGUAGAUCCUGCCUACCUCAACCUCUCUGACCUAUACGACAUCAAAUAUCUCCCCUUUGAGUUCAUGAUCUUCAGGAGGGUCCCCAAACCUGUAGAGUCGCCAGAGUCACCUGACUUUGAAACUGAGGCCGGGCAAGGGCUGGCAGAGUUCCUGGAGGAGACUGUGUGGCCCUGGCCGGGAAAGCUGGGCCUGCGUGCUGGCUUGGAAAUUACAGAGGAGUCGGAGGAGCCAGGGGACCUGGACACACUGCUGGGAGAGGCUGCUACUGGCAGGAAGCGCAAGUGGUCCCCCUCCCGUGGCCUCUUCCCAUUCUCCGGAAGGUGCCUGUCAGGGGAGGAGCCUGUGGAGCUUGGGCUGCGCCAGAGGGUGAAGGCUUCCAUGGCUCAUAUCUCCAGGAUCCUGAAGGGCAAGCCAGAAGGUCCUGAGAAGGAGGAGCCCCCCAGGAAGAAGGCAGGCCUAGCUUCUUUCAGGCUGUCAGGCCUGAAGGGCAGGGACCAAGCGCCGUCCUUCCUAAGGGAGCUCUCAGAUGAGACUGUGGUCCUGGGCCAGUCAGUGACACUGGCCUGCCAGGUGUUGGCCCAGCCAACUGCCCAGGCUACCUGGAGCAAAGAUGGAGACCUUCUGGAGAGCAGCGGCCACCUCCUCAUCUCUUCUACCCUGAAGAACUUCCAGCUGUUGACCAUCCUGGUGGUGAGAGAGGAGGACCUGGGCACAUACACCUGCUGUGUGAGCAAUCCACUGGGGACAGCAGCCACUACAGGUGUCCUUCGGAAAGCAGAGCGUCCCUCAUCCUCCCCACGCCCAGAGGUGGGGGAAGUAUACACAGAUGCGGUGCUGCUGGUCUGGAAGCCUGUGGAAUCCUGUGGCCCCGUGACCUACAUUGUGCAGUGCUGUAUAGAAGGAGGCAGCUGGACCACCCUGGCCUCUGACAUCUCUGACUGCUGCUACCUCACCAGCAAACUGUCCCGGGGUGGCAUGUAUUCCUUCCGGACAGCAUGUGUCAGCAAAGCAGGAAUGGGCCCCUACAGCAGCCCUUCAGAACAAAUCCUCCUGGGAGGGCCCAACCACCUGGCCUCUGAGGAGGAGAGCAGCCGGGGGAGGCCAGCCCAGGUUCUCCCCAGCACAAAGACCUUCGCCUUCCAGAUGCAGAUCCGGAGGGGCCGCUUCAGUGUGGUACGGCAGUGUAGAGAGAAAGCAAGUGGGCGGGCCCUGGCUGCUAAGAUUGUCCCCUACCAGCCUGAGGACAAGACAGCCGUGCUAAGAGAAUAUGAGGCACUCAAGAGACUGCACCACCCACAUCUGGCCCAGCUCCAUGCCGCCUACCUCAGUCCCCGGCACCUGGUGCUCAUCCUGGAGCUGUGCUCUGGCCCUGAGCUGCUACCCUGUCUGUCAGAGAGGGACUCCUACUCAGAGUCGGAUGUGAAGGACUACCUGUGGCAGAUGCUGAGCGCCACCCAGUACCUGCAUGCCCAACACAUCCUGCACCUGGACCUGAGGUCUGAGAACAUGAUGGUCACUGAGUACAACCUGCUUAAGGUUGUGGACCUGGGCAACGCUCAGAUCCUCAGCCAAGAGAAGGUCCCACCCCCUGAGAACUUCAAAGACUACCUGGAGACAAUGGCUCCGGAACUCCUGGAAGGUCAAGGAGCUGUUCCGCAGACAGACAUCUGGGCUAUUGGUGUAACUGCUUUCAUUAUGCUAAGUGGCGAGUAUCCAGUCAGCAGCGAGGGGACUCGCGACCUGCAGAAAGGCUUGCGCAAGGGACUCAUUCGGUUGAGUCGCUGCUAUGCAGGAUUGUCUGGGGGUGCCGUAGCCUUCCUGCAGAGCUCACUGUGUGCUCGACCCUGGGGCCGCCCAUGCGCCACCACCUGCUUGCAGUGCGGGUGGUUGACAGAGGAGGGCCCCGCAGGCUCCCGGCCCACGCCUGUGACAUUCCCCACUGCGCGUUUGCGCGCCUUCGUGCGCGAGCGCGAGAAACGGAGGGCGCUACUCUACAAGAAGCACAACCUGGCCCAGGUACGCUGAGGUCCUGCUCUGCAGGGCAAGACGUCACUUGCCAUAUGAGGACACCUGCACCAAUAAAAGAGUUUUCUGUUUCA
This is a messenger RNA of Mesocricetus auratus (golden hamster), 26071 nucleotides long. RefSeq names its product obscurin, cytoskeletal calmodulin and titin-interacting RhoGEF (gene Obscn). Gene Ontology annotation, molecular function: ATP binding; protein kinase activity; guanyl-nucleotide exchange factor activity. The record is from RefSeq and is a predicted model, not a curated record. Bases 156 to 25997 code for a protein of 8613 amino acids. The transcript is spliced from 111 exons. NCBI's taxonomy places the organism in Eukaryota, Metazoa, Chordata, Mammalia, Rodentia, Cricetidae. Gene Ontology annotation, biological process: protein phosphorylation.